Messenger RNA from Pseudocercospora fijiensis CIRAD86, 825 nucleotides. RefSeq lists its product as uncharacterized. Bases 1 to 825 code for a protein of 274 amino acids. The record is from RefSeq and is a predicted model, not a curated record. The transcript has a single exon. Gene Ontology annotation, molecular function: hydrolase activity. NCBI's taxonomy places the organism in Eukaryota, Fungi, Ascomycota, Dothideomycetes, Mycosphaerellales, Mycosphaerellaceae.
AUGCAUGUCGUCGAACCACACCGAUUUCCUCUCGACCCCAAAGCACAGUACAAGCCCUCAGCACACACUUUAGAGCAGGCCAAUGCCUUCCUGAAUCAAAUCAACAUACAGAAAAUGGUUAUAGUUCAACCCUCCAUCUAUGGAAAUGACAACAGCUGCACACUUGCCGCUCUUCAACAACUGGGAUCCAAGAAAGGCCGCGCAGUAAUCCAGUUUGAUCCCAAAACCAUAACGCGGGCACAAUUGCAAGAAUGGCAUAAUCUAGGAGCCCGGGGCGUGAGACUCAAUUUCAAAAGCGUCGGUGCCAAUCCGAGACAGAAUGAAAUCCAGGCGACGAUGAGAGAAUAUGCCGAUGCUGUGCGCUUUCUCAAGACAUGGGCCUUGGAGCUAUACAUUUCCAUGGAGAAUGUUACUAUGCUCGAGCCAGCUUUCGUGGAAUCUUUAGGCGUCAAGAUUAUCAUUGACCACUACGGGCAUCCCACCAACGAGACACUCAGCAAAGCUCAAACGGCACAAGACGUUCCAGGAUUUGAUACCCUCGUGAGUUUGCUGAAAGACGGCAAUACCUGGGUCAAAUUAAGUGCUGGUUAUCGUUUGUCGAAAGAUCCCGAUAAUGCUUUGGUGAAGAGUCUAUGCCAGGAGAUCCUGAAAGCGAAGCCCGAUCGAUGUGUGUUCGCCACCGAUUGGCCACACACGCGAUUCGAGCAUCUGUUAGUUGGAGAAUACCUGGAGAAAAUGUUAGAUUGGUGUGAGGAGAUGAAGAUUGAAUUAGAGCAGGUCUUGGUCAAGAACGCGGACGUGUUGUUUGAUGCCUUGGAGCAGUAA